This is a messenger RNA of Ostrea edulis (European flat oyster), 5299 nucleotides long. RefSeq names its product equilibrative nucleobase transporter 1-like. The transcript has 16 exons. The record is from RefSeq and is a predicted model, not a curated record. NCBI's taxonomy places the organism in Eukaryota, Metazoa, Mollusca, Bivalvia, Ostreida, Ostreidae. Bases 3587 to 5167 code for a protein of 526 amino acids.
AACAACUAAAUGAGAUGACAGCUAAAUGAGAUGACAACUGAAUGAGAUGACAACUAAAUGAGAUAACAACUAAAUGAGCUGGCAACUAAUUGAGAUGACAACUAAAUGAGAUGACAACUAACUGGCGAUCGGUAAUCAUGAUGUUUUUCAUUACAAAUGUGCACAAAAAGGUCUUUUUUUGCCAAAGACGACUCAUCUCCUCCUCCCUCCCUGUGUUACGACAAUAUCGAAUUUCAAGUAGUAACGGAUAACGUGCAGGGGCCAAACGCUCUUUAGGUAGCUCUCCCCUCAUGUGACUUAUCAAUAUUAAUGGGUUGAAAGUUGUGAAACUGUAUUAAAUUCAACUCUAUAUAAUUUGAUUUAAUUGAUAACCAAAGAAAAUGUGUAUGUUGCCACCUUUGUGAAGAUGUCCGACAUACAAAAACAGAAGUAUAGGUCAACAUCAGAAAAUCACAUUUUUUUCGUGAAUCAGAAUGACAGAAAUAAAACAGAACUUAAUAAAGUGACAAAUGUUUAAUGUCAAUAGUUUAGAAAAACGGCUAAUUUAUAAUUAUAUACGAAUUAAUUGUAGAUAUUAAAGAAAUCAUUGUAUAAUAGACAUAUAGUAGAGGAAAUACCAGUAUAGGAGUUAUUGCCCUUGACAGAAUUUUUUUGCAUUAUAAAUAAUUGAUUACCUAUGGAAAUAUAAGCUUUUUCACCAUCCAUAAGUUAGCAGAUUUUUUAUUUGAUUCAAGGAAUAAAAUUCCUCUGAAAGAUAUAUUUUUACCAUGCACAAAAUUUGUAUUGUAGAGAAAUAUAUACAGGCUUAUUCACAAGUUUUAAAAUAGCAAAUGAUUCAUUGACAAAGAAACCAGUUUUAUUACGGCAGGUAACUCCGUCAGUAUGAGAGUGAUUUUAAUUUUGUAUUCCUUAUAGGAGUUAUGAGAUUGGUCAAUGUUCUUUAUCUUCACCUUUACAUUAUCAUUUGAUACAUGUGUAAGUGGUGGUUUUCUUAUUUAAAAUUAUAUACUUGUAUAAUUAUGUAUUAUAUAAACAUAGAAUGUUACUGAAUAAGAGUUUUAGUAUUAGCAUAUACAUGUAUACUUGAUUUUUCAGAUUAUAUACAUUGUACACAAUUAUGUUUUUAUCUACAAUUAUGAUAUUUCAAUUCAGUAUAUUUUUUCUUUAAUUUAUGCAACCUUUAUAUUUUCCCUUUCAGUUAUACCUAUAUAAAAUACCGGUAGACCUCCUUGCCAAUUAUUUUUAACCCUUUUUAUCUCACACGUGCUGAAAGCGCAAGUGAGCUUUUCGGAUCACUUUUUGUCCGGCGUCCGCCUGUACUAUUACGGCCUAGAUAAGCUUCAGUACUCAUUUGAAAACGUUAGAAAUUGAAAACCCCGCCAUAUAUAGAGGCUGCCAUGAUGUGGAACUCUUUUGUAUUCAAGACCACAAAAAUCAAUAAUUUUGACGUCAUACCGUCUGUUCCGGUUUUGAUGAGAUAAGGUCAUCACAAUGCAUGUGGUAGAUUAUACGAAUAAAAAGGUGGAUGCCUUCCUGUUAAGCUGUUAAAUGCACUAAUGCGUAGGAGAGAUGUGAAAAGUUUUUUUCUCUCGAAAUUUCUGACCCAAGUCGUCUGAAAAGAAAAGACUAUGUAGACUGUGGAUCCGUCAUUUGCGUAAUGACAAGUUGAGGUUCGAGAUAUUUAUAUGAAGAAACGUGUAUCGUCUGACUGGUCUGCGACUCGACUGAACGUCUUCUUUUCUCGAUUUCUUAUUGCGAAAGAACGGGCUCAAAUCUAUACAAUUUCAAACUUAACUGUUCGCGACUUGUCAUGUUUACAGUUUUACUGAUGAAAUAAACCGGAACCGACGGUUUGACGUCAUAAAUUAAACUUUAAUGGCCGCUCUCUUAGUGGCGGGUAAUUUAAAAUAAAUGCUAGAUUGAUAUUGUCAAAAUAUCAAAAUAGUAUGACAAAUGUUUAUCAUAUUAUUAAUCCUAGUAUAAUUUAUUAUGUAUUGGGAGGUGGGGGUUGCCUUCCCCUUUAAUGGUUGUAUCCACAGGUAAAAAGUGUUUGUUUUCAAAUAAACGUACAGAUCACUCUUUUAGAAGAAGAAAAUUAAGCAUAUAGCUAUAUAUUAAAAGAAAUCCGCCUUAACAACAGGUAUCUCUGUGUUAAUAUACUAAUUUGAUUGGCUAUUUUGUCAGUUUUUCCAAAUCUGCAAUCCUCAGAUUAUUUCGCUACGAGCUACGCGAUAAUGUGCGAGUGUUUUAAUCAUAUAAUCACGGCCAUGGCAAUGUGAACGGAGAUAAUAGCGUAGUUUGCGACGACGGACUUUUAACUUCAAUUGAAAUUUAAACUUGACAGCCAGUGGGUAUAUUUUAGUUUGUUAUUGUUUACACCGGAUGUUCCAUGUGUAACUCAGUGUUAGAGGAACACACUGGUUUUGACUACGGAUAACUCCGUUCACCUGAUCAAGAUAUACAUCGUAGAGCUCACGGCGUGUGUGACCGGUCGAAAGGGGAUGCUUACUCCUCCUAGGCACCUGAUCCCACCUCUAGUAUAUCCAGGAGGUCUGUGUUUGCCCAACUUAUUAUUUUGUAUUCCUUAUAGGAGAUAUAAGAUUGAUCACUGUUCGUUAUUUUCAUCUUACCCAUACACGCAGAAGAUAGUACUAUGUUUAGGUUAACUCGGCCUCCAAAAGACAAAUCCAAACUAAGAUUUAGUUUUACUCUGCAUUGACUAUGAAAUCAUCUCACUGUUUGCAAUUAUAUUAUGAAAUGUGACAAUAACGAACAGUGAUCAAAGUCCUAUAAGGAAUACAGAAUUGAGCAAACACGGAUCCCUCAGGCCUGGACACACCAGAGGUGGAGUUAGGUGCUUAGGAGGAGUAAACAUCCCCUGUAACAUCCGCCAUUGCCUCCAAUGUCUUGACCAGGUAAACGGAAUACUCCAUAGUCAAAAUCAGUGUGUCAAGAACGGCCUAACAAUCGGCAGGAAACACGUCAGAGGGUACUUGACUCAAGGAUAGGUUGUAUUGGUUAAAUAAAGCAUUACUAUGACCAUAGAAUUUUCGAAAUGCUGACUUUAAACGAGACAGUUGAAACCCAUGUAACAUCAAAUUGUUUGUCAGUAGCCUGCCUCGAUCUUAAAAACUGAUCAUACGCAGAACAAGCUCUUGCGUAUCGAAUCAGUUGAGAAAUAUAACAUUAUAUAAAGGUGAUCAUGGAAUAUUGCUACAUAAAUAUAAGAAAGUUGACAAUGGAGAAGCUGAAAUUAUCCCGUUUGUCAUAAAGUUGAGUUGUUAAUUUGCCGUUAAUAUUUAUUUUCAGUAAAAUAUUGAAGUACAAAGCAGAUGUGGAGGACUGUGUGGUGCCUUUUAUCUCGAGUUCACAGGGAUAUAUCGAAUCGACAUAGGAAUAAAAAGGAUCAUUGUUAAUAGAUAAAACGUCAGUGAUAUAUCUAAAUGUCGAGUUCUCACACAGUACACUACCUUGAAAUACACGUUUUCACGAUCACUGAGUAAAUCCGAUUCGCUAUGAUAUCCGGUCGACAGGGGAUGCUUACUCCUCCUAGAUCAAACAUAUAGUUCAAUUCAAGACUACUGCCAUGGAUAUUAAUUCAGGUGAUGACAGAAAACAAAAUCUAGAGAACAAAAUGGACCACACCCAACAUAGUGGACAUGGUGUUAGCCAGCAUAAUGAUACAGAUUUCUCAGCAUUUACUAUCAACAAAGAAAGCCAUGAAACUCAAGAUGGUGGUCACAAUUCAGAAAUCCCUCAAACUGUUUCCAAGCAAAGUGAUGUAGUUGAAGAUUCUAGAAGCAACGUUGUCAUCGUUUACAUGAACGUCCUACUGUCGAUCGCGGAGUCUCUAUUGUUCGGUGGUAUUCAAUUUGGAUGGAGCUCACUGGUUUUUGUUUACAAAGAAAUUGGACUAUAUGGAAACCUGUGCCCUGGUAAUCAAACCAGGUACCAAUCAGAAUCAUGUCCAAAACAGGAGGAAUAUCUCAAUAUGUUCUUUAGUAUAGCCACAGCCCUAUUAUUUAUUACGUCCAUUGUGGUUGGGUUUAUUCAUCAUAGACUAGGAACAACCAAGUGCAGGCUUCUGUUCAUAGUUAUUUGUUCCUGUGGAAUGCUUCUUUUGAGUUUCACUACCAGUGAUAUCCCCUGGUUGUUUCUACCCGGUCUUACACUGGUGGGUGUAAGUGGUCUAGCUUUACUCGUGACAGACAUGCACGUUGUAUCUUACAUUCGGAAAGGGAAGGCUUUUUUUGUCACGGUUCUGAACGGAGCAUUUGACUCGUCUGCUGUUGUUAUGGUGAUAGUUAAGAUAUUUUAUGAAAGAGGAAUAAAGAUUCAACACACGUUUUGGGGUAUAUUAGUAGUUCACCUUCUUGUUACAUUAUCCAACACUUUUCUUCACUGGAAGCAAUCUCAAAUGAUUCCUGGAAAAACCUCCUCUGAGAAGACGGAAUAUGAAAAAGGCAACGACGAAUUUGAAAAUGAAACACAAACAAACGGAAAAGAUCCCACGUUUUGGCGAUCAGCUUGUUCGCUUCGAUUCUCCCUUUAUCUGAUUUGGAUAUUUGUGUUGACUUUGCGAUGGUCCACGUACUUAGGUUCUGUGAACAGACAGUUUUCCAUGGUACUAGAAAGUGAUGAAAUGGUCAGUGAAUAUACAAACGUCCUGUCCUACUCAUUGUUUGGCGGUGUGUUGGUAUCCAUUAUUGUCGGGAGCCUUCUGGAAUGCAUAAAGAAACGAUUUGAAGGAAGAUCGGAUGUCUACAAGAAAGAUGUGUAUCCUCUCGUCAUUGCUCUCUCUACUGGCUGUACUUUGUCUCUAAUCAUUUCAAUACUUGGAAUCUUCCAAUCAGCAGACACGUUUUAUGCGGAGUUUGUUGUCAUUCCGUUCUACAGAUCUCUGUUAUUUUCUACCAACAUGAAUUAUAUUGUCGCUAUGUUUCACAACACAUGGAUUAGUCAUAUAUUGGUCAUUUCCUUUGCCUUGAUGGGACUAGCAGUGCUUUCACAAUAUUUUGUCUUCAAAUGGGUAGUGGAAAAUAAUGCAUUUCAACAGAUGAACUACAUGAUGUUGGGUUUGACGAUGGCGUCAUUCGCUCUUCCUGUUAUGUUGCUGUUGACUAGGAGAAGGGAUGGUAGUAAAAACGCACCUACAGUGUUGCCUUAAGUUGCGCAGAAUGCAACUUAAAAAGCAAACCUUUUAGAGUUGACCGGCUUAUUUCAAUUUUUCCUUGAUACAAAUUAUAAUUAUUUAACUCUAUUUAUAUGAAGACUACAUGAAAUAAAAUUGCGUGAUGUA